Messenger RNA from Homarus americanus (American lobster), 1582 nucleotides. RefSeq names its product transcriptional regulator ATRX-like. The record is from RefSeq and is a predicted model, not a curated record. Lineage: Eukaryota; Metazoa; Arthropoda; Malacostraca; Decapoda; Nephropidae. The transcript has 4 exons. Bases 1 to 1257 code for a protein of 418 amino acids. Gene Ontology annotation, cellular component: nucleus. Gene Ontology annotation, molecular function: ATP hydrolysis activity; ATP-dependent chromatin remodeler activity; ATP binding.
AUGCACCCUGAACAGUGUGGGUACUGUGCACCUAGUCAGUGUGGGUACAUAGAUGCACCCUGGUCAGUGUGGGUACAUGGUGCACCUAGUCAUUGUGAUUGCACAGUGCACCCUGAACAGUGUGGUACCAAGACAGAAUUCAGCAACAUGUUUGAACGUCCAAUACAGAAUGGCCAGUGUGUGGAUUCCACCCCACAAGAUAUGAAACUUAUGAGGUACCGGGCACAUGUGCUCCACUCCUUGCUCGAAGGUUUUGUCCAGAGACGAGGACACACGGUACUCGCCAACACACUGCCCAAGAAAGAAGAACAUGUGCUGCUGUGUAGGAUGACGGAGAUCCAGCGCAAACUAUACUCUACGUUUAUGACCGAGUUGGCCGCCACCAAGGCCAUGGCCAACCCUCUCAAGGCUUUUGCUAUCUGUUGUAAGAUAUGGAAUCAUCCUGAUGUCCUGUACAACUUUGUCCAGAAGAAAAUUAAUGAAGACUUUGAUUUGGAUUUGGACGAAGUUGAUGGGAAGUCCAAGUCUAGGAGAGCGUCUUCAAUCAGCACCCCAAACCAGUCUCUUCUCAAUGUUCCGUCACACCCCAUGCCCAGCUGGGCCUCUCCGGGACCCAUGAAUCGUAAUAUUCCGCAACAGUUGGGCUGGCGUCGGGUUGGGUAUGGGACAUCAAGUUGGUAUGGGUCCUCAACCUGGACUGGGGCAGAUGAACAUGAAUCACCAAAGUGCAAUGGGUCUUCAACAACCCACCAUGGGUUUCCAGGAUCCGAUGGGUCCGCCCAUGAUGCACCACAACAUGGGUCAGCUCCGAGACAACCAGGGCGGUCUGGCGACUACGGCAUGGGUGCUCACAACAUACACCAGGGCUACGGGAUGCAGAUGCCCUACCCGUGGUACAACCAGGGCUACGGUGCUAACGACCCCAGGUCUUACCCCCUCCAACAACCCCUAUGUCCCUCAGUACCCACAACACAAUACCCCUGUGAGUCAGAGUCUGCCGGCUACCCCGCUACGCACAACACCUCCAUGGGUAUGUCCCUCCCUAACCAGUCUAACCAAUCACUGGGACUGCCCAGCCCUUCUAGGCAGUCUAUGGGGCUAACAACACCCUCCGGGCAGCCCAUGGGAGUACACAACCAUUCGGGGCAGGCAUUAGGGCUGAGCAACCACUCGGGGCACUCUAUGGGGCUGCCUAACCCAGGUGAUCAGUCUAUGGGUGUUGGUAAUUCUUCUUGGGCAACCCAUGGGCAUGUCUAAUCACACUGGACAGUCCAUGGGAGUUCCAACUCUCUGAACAGUCGAUGGGAGUUUCCAAUCCCACAGGACAGCAAAUGACAGUUUCCAAUCCCACAGGACAGCAGUCAAUGUCAGUUCCAAAUUCAGCAGACCAGUCGAUGGGUAUUAACAGUUCUUCACGAGGAUCACUGGGUUUAUCCAAUCAGUCGGGACAGUCACUAGGAAUUUCCAAUCAGUCGGGACAGUCACUAGGCGUUUCCAAUCAGUCGGGACAGUCGCUGAGCCAGUCUAGCAAUAAUCAACAUGGAAUCAGUCUAUCCCAACGGAACAAACAGUCACGGAGCAA